UGAGAAUAUUCACAGGCAACACAAACCCAAGUUUGUUCCAUCAUCUUUUACAGGAAAUAAGAGAAUUCCCACCACCUGUGUGAAAACAAUAUGCUCUCUGUGUGUGUGUGUCCGUCCAAUGCGAUAAGAAGUGCGUGUGAGCUAAAAGUUCUAACAUACAUACCCCCAUCCCACUGAUCGGGCGGAACAAUCAAGUGCAUCUCCCUGGAAAAGGACGUAAUGCGCUGCCUUCAGGUCGCUCCCAGAAAGUUGGGGUUUUAUAAAUGUAUCGUUGAUUUUAAUGGUUAUUGUGCAGUCAACUCGUUCUGCUUGGAUAUAGUAAUAACGAAACGUACGAUGUACUAACUGGCGAUUCAUUGAAGAGAUGCGGCAACAAUUGAAGGCGUUUGUGCUUCAAUAAUAACUGCUUAUAGUGAGUGUAGUAGCCUACAAAAACACUAAAAUAACGUAUAAUCAUAAUCAAAAUAAUUUAGAUGACUUUGGAGGCUCAAGACUGGCGCACGCGAAGUUUCGUUAGCUAGUUUGCUCUUUUGUACGCCCUUAUAUCUCAGUUGCAUUUUUUCCCACACGGCUAGAACGCAGCAGGGGAAGCUGUUGACUACGCUUCUCGCUCUGAUUUCCCGACUUUAAAAUCGACAACAAUGUCCUCUGACGAGAUUUGUAUGCUGUAUCAUGGACUUCUACUUCCCAAAGAGACUCACUCCACGGAGAGCUUGAAGUUUGUGCAGGAAUACACGUUUAAAGACGAGGACGUCGUGGCUGUCACGUAUCCGAAGUCAGGUACAAUCUGGAUGCAGGAGAUCCUCCCGCUGGUGCUGAAUGGUGGGGAUCUGACGCCGAUCCAAACCAUUCCUAACUGGGACAGAGUCCCCUGGCUGGAGGAGAAGAGGUUGGCAGUGGUUGUGGAUCAGUUACCUUCUCCGCGAGCGCUGGUCACACAUUUUCCUUACCACCUCAUGCCCCCCUCCUUCCACGCCUCCAAAGCCAAGGUGAUCUAUGUCAUGAGGAACCCUAAGGACGUCAUGGUGUCUUCAUACUACUUCCACCAGAUGGCCGGAUUCCUCAUGGAUCCAGGAACCUUCGAUGAGUUCAUGGCCAAGUUCCUGGAGGGCAGAGUGCUGUUUGGAAAAUGGACAGACCACGUGAAGAGCUGGAGACACACAGAGCUGGGGGACAGAAUAAUGUACAUCACAUAUGAAGAAAUGGUUCAGGACCUCCCUGCAGCUCUCAGGAGUUUGUCAGAUUUCCUGGGCAGUAAUCUGAGCGAGGAAGUCAUCCAAAAGAUAGCAGAGCAUUGCUCCUUCAAGACCAUGAAGGUCAACAGCAUGUCCAACUUCAGCCUGGUCCCUAAGGUGCUGAUGGACAGCGAUAAAUCUCCAUUCCUCAGGAAAGGUGUUGUGGGAGACUGGAAAAAUCAUUUCAGCUCAGAGCAACUGGCCAGAUUCACGUCCGUCAUUCGCAAAGAGAUGGAGGACGAGAGCUUCCCUCUGCCUUGGAGCUUGGAUUGAAAAAGGGAGAGAGCUGUAGAAAUAAAACCAAGGCAUAUCCUUGACUUUUUAUUGAACAACUAACGUCCUUAAAAUUAGUAAUUAGAUAAAUAUUUUGUCACUUAAUCUAUCCAGGAUGUAAAUGCUGCAUCUGCAAAAGUUCACCCUCUGCAGAAAACAUGUACUUGUACGUAAUUUGUGUUAAACGGCCAGCGAGGAAAUGCUGCUACAACACUGAUCGUCCGGAUCACUCACAGCUGAGCUUACUGCACCUUUAUGCUGCAGGCACAUAUUGUUGUUUUUCUGUCACUAAGCUUGAUUGAAACAGCUGUGAUGCACAUUGCUGGCUUCUUGCUAGCUUGCAUAUUAUCACGACAUGAUUACCUGGUAAAUGCUUAAUUACUUUCUAAUUAUUUGGUUCAUAAAAUUAGUUUUUACUGUUUAUUUUAGGAUGACUUUGAACAAAUGUAGUCGGACAGUAGACAUGUUUUUAUUGAGUGAUUAAAAUGUUUAUUAUUAUUA
Messenger RNA from Chelmon rostratus (copperband butterflyfish), 2009 nucleotides. RefSeq names its product sulfotransferase family 2, cytosolic sulfotransferase 3 (gene sult2st3). The transcript has 6 exons. Gene Ontology annotation, biological process: sulfation. Gene Ontology annotation, cellular component: cytoplasm. The coding region runs from base 642 to 1508 and encodes 288 amino acids. The record is from RefSeq and is a predicted model, not a curated record. Gene Ontology annotation, molecular function: sulfotransferase activity. NCBI's taxonomy places the organism in Eukaryota, Metazoa, Chordata, Actinopteri, Chaetodontiformes, Chaetodontidae.